GUCACAAUAUAGAUCUACACUAUUGUUAUGCUAAUUGUAUGGGCUAUAUCUGUGUAUGACGAAGGGAAACAUCGCAAAGGGAAAGAGAAAGUAGACAGGUGUACAAUAUGGAGGACGCAAUACAUCAACGUUGUGUUCUUUUACAAGGCUUUCCUCAAACUCCUAACCCCCAUCAGGAUAUACAACGUCUUCUGGACGACUUAGCUGGGAUACAGAAUAGAAAAAUCUGCCAACUACACAGGCUGUCUGUCACGAACACACCGGAGUGGGUUAUACUGUGCCACAGUGUGGAAGAUGCAGUUGCAAUCCUGGACAAGGGUUUUCCUCCUUACGGAGGAUGUCAGCUUACUGUAUCACCUUGUGGAACUCAAAAUGUGCCGCCAGAAUGGAAGAACCCCGCACCGGAACCUCAGGGGACGAUGCAUUCUCUGAGUGCAAACAAUGGUUCCUCAUCUCCUACAGAAAAUGAUCGGCUUCGUCAGGACAUUCCAGAAGAACCGUCACAUUUUGAGUCGAUGAACUACAAUGUGGAAAAUCCGCAGACGCGGACGAGAGCAGGUACUUCUGAAGAAUCCAUGUCAUCGAACAGGAACUAUUCCAGCACAGCCGGAAGUCAACAGACUUCACAUGGUUUACCACCAAGACACCCAAAUGAUGUUCCUUACAACCAUCCAGUGUAUCAUCCGCAUUCCAGGUCCUGCUCAUCCACAACGGCCAUUUUAUGCUGUGGAUCCAAACCAGUUUUACUACUGGCAACCUCAUUACCAGUACCCACGUGUUCCUGUUCCACGCUAUCAGGGACAACCACCUCUGCUUGAUUCAAUCUUAUCCAAAUCCGCCACAUUUUGGAUAUGGUCCACUACGCCACUGCAACCUCCCCGCCACCGCCACCGCAACCUCCCCGGUACAGAAUGCCAGCAUCGUCACUCUCCGUCGAUCACCCAGCCAGUUCCGCUAAUUUAAUGGCAAGACCUC
This is a messenger RNA of Haliotis rubra (blacklip abalone), 975 nucleotides long. RefSeq lists its product as uncharacterized. The record is from RefSeq and is a predicted model, not a curated record. The transcript has 3 exons. Bases 108 to 818 code for a protein of 236 amino acids. NCBI's taxonomy places the organism in Eukaryota, Metazoa, Mollusca, Gastropoda, Lepetellida, Haliotidae.